UGUGUUAUGCAUUUAUGAAUGUAAUUUUUGUCAAUGGGUCUAAGCAUACAGAAUGUAAAUAUAUACACAUGUAAAGCAAAUACAGAGGUUAUUGGUAUCACACGGAUGGCCGAUAUAUGUAAUAUAUCUUUUUAUAUUCAGAUGAACACUUUUUCAUUAAGACAAUAAGCUAUUUCAGAAUGGAUAAACAUAAUAAUUUCCAAAACUUAUAAACAGAUAAUAACCAUCAUUCAUUAAUCUUAGCGUACGCAUCUAGUUAAAAAAAAAUAAAAAAAAAAUUUUGUUAAGGCUUAUUUUAAUUGUAUGUACAUUAUAUCUAUACAUGUAUAAUUUAACAAGAUAGUUGUAUUUAAAGAUAAUUUCGUAUUGAUUUUUUCAGCCUUGUUUACGUUAGUAUGCAUUGCUUAUUAACAGUAUGAUAUAAGUGAACAUUAUCAUUGUGCUUUGACACGGUAAAAAAAUCCCGCGCGACACCAGGUUUCUUUUUGUGAUAUAGGAUCUGGUAUUUCAUCAAGAGGGGUGAGAGGUUGUCAGGUAUUAGAAGGUGAGGGGCAUCUAAAUACUAUAAGCCCAAAUAAAAUUUGGACUGAAAUACCUCCUAUAUUCCUGGACCGAUCGUUUGGGGUUUUCGUUCUCUGUUUUUAGGGAAUUUCUGGGGAUUUAAAAGCCAGGACACAGGGACAAUCUCCGAAAGAACUUCAUAUGUUUCCAAUAGAGAAUAAUUUCCGUUCACACUUUUCCUUUUAACACGACAGCAUUAAAAGACACAUCAUUCUGUUUUGUUAAUUAAUCAUCUACGUGUCAUUGAUAUAUCUUAGUACGUAUCUGGUAAAGUAUAUAAAUCAUAUUAAGGGGCGUACAUGUGUGACAUUUAUCAAUAUGCAUUCGUUGAGAAUAUACGUCACACUAAGGGGGUACAUGUAUGAUAGCCAUGAGUAUGUAUUAAGGGGAGUAUUUAUAUCAUAGUUAAGAGAUAUGUGUUUUUGAAAGUAUUCAAAAGUUUUACUUCAAAUGUUGCAUUUUGACACAGUAUUAGCAGUGAAAAAUUACUUAGUUCAACUUUCAAAAUUUUAAAUAUCAAUAUUUUAAAGACUACUUUGUUUUUUGUUCUCCUUCAACAGCAAAGAUAAUGGGUUUUUUUAUGUGAAAAUCCUUUGAAAUACAUGUUCACAUUACAAAAAGACUACAUUUAUAGACAAAUGUGUACCUCAUUUCAGCUCGCAUGUGCAAGAGACGGUGUCCAAAAUUAGAGUAGGCGAAUAUGAAAGCAUUUGAUUGUUCAAUUUUACAAAUGUUAGAGAAGUAUAAUAUAUUGUAUACCUAUUUACUCAUUCCAGUUUGUCGUCAAUACUAAAUGCCCAAUAAGAGCCAUUCCUUGUGAAAUAACGUCCUUUUUUUAAUCUUCGAAAAAGCAUGAGACAUGGCGGUUAUAAAAACUGCCAAGAUUAUUACAAUUAUGGUAAAUAUUUAAUAACAAGUUUGUCUGUAUGUUUGACAUGUCACAUCCCAUCCUCACGUGAUGAAAAUCUACAUCAACAUGCUCCCUAGGGAGUUGAGAAAGAUAUUGGCUGGUUGCAAAGGCCCUAUAACCACGGAUAAUAAUUUGUGAACCGCCUUGAGAAGACCUCCGAACUAGGUUGUGAGAAAGCGGUAUAUAAGAACCUCGAAUUAUUAUUAUAAACAGCACAUCAACUUACCGAAAAGAAAACUGAAACUGAGUGAAACAUUUAGAAACGAGUGCUUAAAUAGAACCUAACUAUAAUCCCAUUUUAUGAAAAUGCCAUAAGAAGAAAGCAAUAAAUAAUAUACAAGAUAACAUGCAUUUCAUUAGCUUUUCGUUUCCUAGAUAAUGCUCCUCGAUUCUGCCUCAACCUCAAAACCUCAUACAAUUUUGCUUCGCCUGUCCCGUCAUUCUGACCCUUUGUUUGUCUGUAGGUAUGCACAAUGUAUGUUAUGGUUUUAUUAAAAUGUGUGAUGUAAAACAAAUGCUCUCUUCUGUUAUCAAUUAAGUACACAACGAUUGAAUAUACAGACUGGAUGUUAAUAUUUUCAAGCUAACAAUGAGUUCAACAUCAAAAGGACUCUCUGGAUUUGUUUGCAAAACUGAAUGCGACAAACUUACAACUACAACGUGCAAAUCAAUCUUAGAUUCAUUGUUCAUGCUUGUGUUUAUUUGAGUCUGACAGUGUCUUGAGUUUCUAUAGAUUUACAGUCAUAGUUUAAGUUGUACUUUUAAAAAAAAAACAUUUAUAUGAUUGACGUUGGAAACGGAAAUUUGAAAGGAAGUUUGUCUCAUUUCGGAAGCUGCUUUUGUCAUAACGGUAUUAAAGUGUAGGCUGCUGAUCUGUCUAAUUCAGUGUAUCACAUGGCGGCGAAGAAGGAACGUAAAUAGUGAAGAUGUUACAAACAGCGAUCAUCGCCACAUUCGUCUUCAUUCAAAUAUCGUUGACUUGUGCUGUAAUUACGUCCGAUCCUGAAUGCGGUAAAACAAAGGGGUGUUACCCCUCCAUCUGUCCCGUAGGUGGAUGUCAAGAAUUUCACUUAAGCUGGGAGGACGCUGGGGAAUACCUAAGGUUCAAGAUGAUAGUUGAAGUUCCAGCAGAUGAGGUUGUAUGGGCAGCAAUAGGUUUCUCAAAGGACAACAGAAUGAGAGACACCAGUGUGGUAAUGUGCAAAUCGGACACGAUGACAGCCGAAAUAGGGCAUAAUGAUCCUUCACGAUUCUUCUAUGCUCCUUUAAGGACUGUAUCAAGCCUACAGGAUGUGUCUGUUUCCCGAACCGUAAUGUAUAUGACGUGUAUGUUCUCCCGAAUUAAGAUACCAAGGGAAUUCCCAGCACAUAUAUUUGCCUUAAACCGACCCGACCUAUAUCUUCUGAAUGCUCGUGGCCCGAUUGCCAAAGGAGGCAUGCCUAAUCCCCACACAAGCAGACAAGCAAGCGCGAGCCCUGUGUCAUUCAUGAUUAUAGGCCAGGAGGAUACCACUACCACUACAACCACCAGAAGUCGUUCUACCACUAACACUACCACUACCACUACCACCACUAGAAGUCGCACUACCACUGCAACUACCAUAAUUGCGUCACCAACUACCAAAGAUUCUACUAUCACUACCUCCUCUGCGUCACCAACCACUAAACUCCCCCCUUCCACCUCUAUCGACACACCUGCCAACACCCCUACCAGCACUUCUAUCUCAACCCGUCGCAUUUCUCCUACGGCCGAGCCCGUCAGCACUGCUAUGCCAAUCAUAAAUACUGUUUCGUCAAUGAUGCUGACAUGUUUGUCAGUUGUCGUUGUACUAAUUUUGAUGACAUAGAACGGGUUUAAAUUCAGGUUUAACGCCUAAAUGUUACCAAACAACAUGUUGUUUCAUUGUGUAUUGUGUUCCAUGGAAACGAAUCCUAAUUUAGGUUAUUCCAUAAAUCAAAAACCUCGAUCUAUGAAAUUCAACAAACACACAGGAAAAAGCCGUGAACACCGGUUUGUCAGGUGGUUUCAAUAUGCAGUUUUCCCCUAUCUCUCUCUGAUACAGAUUGUAAUACAGGUAUACAGAUGUAAGUCAAUGCUCUUUCACAAAAUUUACACAAAGUUGUGAGAUAGGACCUGCAGAUACAUUAUUUUAAAUACUCGCAUUUUUAAAUGUUCGUUUCCGCUUCUCUGUGAUUUUACGAAACUGCGCUCAGAGGUUACCAAAUGCGAUGUUGACCUGCAACUCCUUAACAAUUACGCGAAAAGACGCAAUACAAUCCGUUGUUGAUCUCCACUAAAAUAGUAACAGGGGAUCAUGUCUAUGGCGAAUCAUAUUUUGACCAAUCAGAAAACAAAACUGGCAAUCACCGAGUAGUAAACAAUGACAGGCAGCAAUACGCAGACGUCCGAUUAUCGGGAGGCAUUACGAUUCCCUCGAAUAGAUCAUAAUUACCCGAUUCUAAAUUCCCUUAAUGCCAUCGAAUUUGCCUAAAACUUUAUCCAGAAAACGUAGCAGAGAGAGGCCAACUAACAAAAACAAAGUCUUGACAUAGGUUAACACGAGAACUUGCUGGCCAUCGAUAUAUGACAUUUGUUGGUUUCAUUGAAUAUUGCCUUUCUUGGGCAAACGAAUACCGUUUUUAACCUAAAAACGGCCACAAUUGUGUUAUGUUAAAAAGACUUGUUAGAUUUCGUACAAAUAAAAUAUAUAUAUCAAAUAUACUCAUGUACAGAUUAACAAAUUAAUGUAAGACAACAGGAAACCACAUCAUGGUACAUAAACAGAUAAUAGACAUCAUUCAAUGAUUUAUUUAGCAUUUCUAUGUGAAAAAGAUAAUUUUUCAGUUAUUAUACUUGUAUUCAUGUUUUAUUUGUAUACGUAUACACUGAUGAGCAGUUCCAUGAUGUUUUGAAACGCCUAACGUCACUGUACCUAAAUCGGGACACUUUUUAGAUAAAUAUCGAUGUUCUUUUAACCGUACUAUCAGUUCCAAAAAUAUUUGUUCAUUUUUCAUAUAUAGAUAUGCUAUCCACUUUUCAUUUCUAUUACAAGUUGAUAUUUCGGGCGCGUGGUUCUAUAAAUAAAACGCGAAGUACCAACAGGGUUACGUAUACGUAUGCCAUUUAUUUGGGGAUACACGAUCAAUAUUAGCAGAAAAGAAGACAUAUUUAAAAAGAGUUUAGAUUCAAACAGGGUCAUGAUUAAAUUUCUUCUCCAAACUAGCAGUAGUUUUGAUAAAAUAGACUUUGGAAUUGAUUUCCAAAUAAAUAGCGUCGCACGACACGUAAAUCGGGAAGGUUUUGUUUUGGUCAUUAUUCUUACCUUUAAAUUGUCCAUUUAACGAUAAUCAGCAACCAAUAAAGCUUACAUACAGUUAAAUUGUCAUAAAAGUGUUAUGGAAUGAAAACUAUAUGCAUAAAAGUACUUCUUUGAAUUGAAUGAUAGUUCCUUGGGCCGUUUUCCCAUAAGUGACCCGUUUUGGUAACUGUGCCGAUUUGGGUACAGUGACGGUAAGAUUCUAACCCAGAAAGGACGUAAGGUUGGCAGGGAUACCUGGUAAAUGUAUGUGUAUAGGGUUCUAGGUUUUAGCAUGAAAUGACAGCACCAUAAGUCUGUAGUUAUUUUUUUAUUUUUGUUACUGGUGUUGUAUUUCUAUAUGGAAAUUUUAGAAAGGGACAUUGGAGCGUUGUCUAUCUUUUGAAUAGAGAAAAACUGCCGAAAAUCACAGGAGCCAAUAUUCAUGUUACUAUCUAUUCUCUCUUGUUAAAAUAUUUCAUUCUUUUGUAGGUGAAUUAUUUAGUCAUUAGAUUCUAUUGAUGUUACUUACUAAUUGAA
Mizuhopecten yessoensis (Yesso scallop) is the source of this 5307-nucleotide messenger RNA. RefSeq names its product cell wall protein DAN4-like. The record is from RefSeq and is a predicted model, not a curated record. NCBI's taxonomy places the organism in Eukaryota, Metazoa, Mollusca, Bivalvia, Pectinida, Pectinidae. The coding region runs from base 2398 to 3318 and encodes 306 amino acids. The transcript has 6 exons.